UGUCCCUGCACUCGCCCCUGCCCACCCAGGCGCGCGGAGGGUGGUUCCUUUUGCCUUCCAGGCCUGAGGUUGGAAUGCGCCUUUGCAAAGGCGCGCAACCCCCCCCCUUUUGGAUCCCUGCGUAGGGGCUGCAUCGAUUAUGAAUGGAAAGAAAGCAGUGCAGAAGAAUCGUUGAGAGAAGGCUGAAAACAGAACAGACAGCUCCCCCAAAGCACAACAUCUGAUUUAAGAGAGUGUCCAAAGAUUGUUUUCUGAAGUAACUGUGAUAGGUCACUCUCUAUACUCAGAAGGACAUCUCCUUAACCACUGCGGGAGAGUUGUGUCAAGGCAGGUGCCUAUUUCUCGUACAAGACAUUUCCAGUGACCAAGAGCCAUGGGGGAGAAGUCCCACACAUGCCCCUACUGUGGGAAAGGUUUCCGACGUAACUCACAUCUGACCCGGCACAUGGCCACCCACUCUGGGCUCCAGCGCCCUUUAGGUGGAAAACGCCUUGGGCAGCAGGUGCCCGAGGAAGAUCGCCCCUACAGCUGCAAUUACUGCGGCAAAACAUUUGCCCGCAGUGCCCACCUGGCACGGCAUCAGGAGACCCAUUCCGGGGAGCGGCCCUACAAGUGCACCUACUGUGGGAAGGCCUUUGGGCGCAACUCCCACCUGACCCGGCACCACAGCACCCACACUGGCGAGCGCCCGUACGAGUGCGGGGUCUGUGGCAAAGCCUUCACCCGCAGCGCCCACGUCACCCGCCACCAGGGCAUCCACACUGGCGAGCGCCCUUUCCGCUGCACACAUUGUGGCAAGCGCUUCACCCGCAGCGCCCACCUCCAGCGCCAUCAGGGCAUCCACAGCGGAGAUAAACCCUUCUCCUGCAGAGACUGUGGGAAAGGUUUCACUCGGAAUGCUCACCUGGAGCGCCACCGCGCCACCCAUUCGGGCGAGAAGCCCUUCAAAUGUGCCAGCUGCGGGAAGGGAUUUGGGGCUGCCUCCCAUCUUGUGAGACACCAGAGAACCCAUAAAGUUUAUGUAAAGGAACUGUAUUUUGCUGAGAUACAGUGGGCCCUUCUGGACCCAUGCCAGAGACCUGUCUACAGGGACAUUGUGCAGGACAAUUAUGGAACUCUACUCUCGCUAGAUGGAGGGACCACGAACCCAAACCCUCAGGCCGGAGGUGCCGAGACUGGACAAACCCAGAAGCAGACACUGGGAUGGUCUGAAGGAUCCCUUUAUCCCAACCAGAGCCACGCAGGGCAGCAAGGCGAGGACAAUGUGAAAGGAUGGGCCAAGGCACCUCUUCUGCCUCCAGUGCCGAAAGAGAAGCCCAAUAUCCCGCCGCGGGUAUUCAUGGGGCCUGGCCCGAGCUUGUGUGUCCAGUGUGGAGAGAAUCUUGCCCAAGCACAGCAAAGCCUCGGCCAGGUUCAGCCAAACCUCAAGCAGCCUUCAAAAGCCCCCCGUUCUGCUGAUAAGCUCCACCCGUGCUCCGAUUGUGGGAAAAGCUUUGGGGUGAGCUCCCAUCUUACUAUCCACCGGAGAACCCACACCGGCGAGAAGCCUUACGAGUGCAACGAAUGUGGGAAAAGGUUCAGCCAGAGCUCGACCUUGGUCCUGCACCGCCGCAUCCACACGGGAGAGAAGCCGUACAAGUGCACCAGUUGUGAGAAGUGCUUCUCGGUGAGCUCCCACCUGACGAAGCACCAGCGGGUCCAUACGGGAGAGAAACCCUACGAAUGCCAAGCGUGUGGGAAGAGGUUCAGCCAGAGUUCCACCCUCAUCCUGCACCAGCGAAUCCACACAGGGGAGAGGCCUUAUAAAUGUGAUGAGUGUGGGAAGACCUUCAGCGUCAGCUCUCACCUCACCAUCCACCAGCGAAUCCACACAGGGGAGAAACCCUAUCGCUGCACCGAGUGUGGGAAAUGUUUCCGGCAGAGAUCUGGCCUCAGCACACAUCAGAAAACCCAUAUGAUUCUUUUGAACCUGCUGUUGGAGCAAGGAGGGACCCGGGCUUUAGCGGAGAGGGAGGCUGGAAAGGAGGAUUCUGCAGAGAGCGAUGUCAGAAGGGAACCUGAGCAGGAAGCCUCUGUUGUCAAAAAGAUGUUGUCAAAAGAAGAAUCGGAGGGAAGUGAGCACCAGAAUGUGUGUCUGGAACCAAGUCAUGGGAGAGAAGGAACCGAAGAUUUCGCGCGGGUCCUCUCCACCAAACCUAUGCACAUCUCCACCAGCGAAAGCCAGAAACCCUACAAGUGUAUGGAAUGCGGGAAGGGUUUUGGCCAAAGCUCCCAUCUGAUGCGGCACUUGGGGACGCACUCUGGAGAAAAACCUUAUCAGUGUCCAGACUGCUCCAAAGCUUUCACGCAGCUCUCAAACCUGCGGCAGCACCAGCGCAUGCAUACCGGGGAGCGGCCGUACACCUGCGACUGCUGCGGCAAGUGCUUCUCCUGGAGUUCCAACCUGGCUCAGCACCGGCGCCUCCACGCUGGGCAAAAGCCAUACGCUUGCAUUCAGUGUGGGAAGUGUUUCUGUGAGAGUGCUCGGCUCCUGGAGCACCAGCGUACCCACACGGGUGAGCGGCCCUAUGCCUGUCCAGAGUGCUGCAAACGCUUCAGCCGGAGCUCCCACCUUGCCCGCCACCAGCGACUCCAUGCUGCUGUUGCAGGCCCCAAGAAGGACUGGCAGCACUAUCCUUGCGGUCAAGGGGCUGCCCUCCUCCUGCACCCCCACUAUACCCACUGCAAAUAACCUCUAUGGCCCGUUGAUGCUGGAACACCUUGCAGAAGCUGGAGGCUGUGGAAGCUGACCCAUUAGAGCAAAUGAGGUGCUCCCCCACCUCAGACUCAGGCUGCCUCCCUAGCCAGCCUACUGCCGCCUGCUUCCCUACCAGAGGCUGAGGGUCAGGUCCCCAUCUGUGUUCACCUCCUGCUGAGUGUGUGUGAGAGAGAGGAGGGAAGGGGCAGGAAGGGAAAGAUAAUGAAGGUGAGGGAUAAUGUGCAAGCCCACUGCCUAGCCGUGCAAGUAGCCCUAGACAGAAGAAGCGACAGGUAGGAAUAUUUUAAAUUUAGGGCAAGAUGUAUUUUUUUCCUGCUCCUCAGCUGAUCUUUGGUAUGAAUGGCAUGGGGUGACAAAGUGUCUGAAUGAAUGUUCACAUGCUUUCUCCUCUGCAUGUGUGAAGCUGUGGCUCUCUUGCCUGCCUGCCUUUCUGUGUGUGAAGAACACCCGUUUUUGUUCCUAGCUAUACCUGCCAACCCUGAUUUUGCCCACCCUUGGCUGCUGUGCCUUCUGCCCCAACUGAUCGCAAGGGGUGCCUGCUGCCACUGCACACAGGGCUCUGCAACGGGGAAUUUCCCUUGUUGUCUUGGUUCCUUAGGCUCAGACAGCAUCCUGCAGUAGUGACCUAGGUCCAAAGCUUUCUGUUGAACACAGCAGACUGCAAGGUGAAUUCAGGGAAUCUGUCACAAGAUACCAUCCUGUGAUUGUGUGGGAGGCCUCAUAACUACCUGUAGGGUUGUGUAUGAGAAAGAUCAGCUUGUCCAUUGUCCCGCUGCUUACUGUGACGAUGUGAGGGAUGUAGGUCAAAUAUAUGGUAGACGCGGCUGUACUUCAAAUGAUCUGCUCUAAAAUAGAAUCCUUUCGCAGUGAAUGUGACAGCUUGUGCUCUAGGCAGGCCGACUGUAAGGCAAACCAGGCCAUUGACAGGAUAACUUGCUUUCUGGGGCUGUGGCAGAUGUCUGGAGGAAAAACCUGGGGGCUGUAGUUUUGGAGUGGACAGACAAAAGCGGCUUAGCAGAUCACUGGUGAAAUUGAUACCUUGCAUGGCACAGAGGGAUUCAGUCCAGGGCAUUAUGAUCUCCACUGGCCACCUGGGAAAGAGCUGUAAAAAGAAAGAACCAAGAAGUGAUGGAUAUUAAAAAUAUGAAAGUAAUAUUCCUUAGUAGAUUGUCAAUCAUUUAAUGUGUGACUAUUACAUUAAUUAGGUUGAGAUCAGAAAAGGCAGU
Molecule: messenger RNA, 3984 nt
Organism: Pogona vitticeps (central bearded dragon)
Lineage: Eukaryota; Metazoa; Chordata; Lepidosauria; Squamata; Agamidae
Source: RefSeq, a predicted model, not a curated record